UUCGUAACCCACAUCAGCACAUCGGUCACUUGGUCCUCAGCCGAGCCAUCCAUCACUAUCUGCCGCCCAGCCGUCCUCCUGCUGCCCAGCUGCCCAGAACUCCAGUGACAUCAUGGCCGUGUCUCGUCUCCUCCUCCUCACCACCAUGCUGCUUCUGGGGGCCGUCAUGAUCACAGAAGGGCUGCGUAUGGCCAGUGGCCCAAAGAUGUGCUGCUUCAAGUUUGAAACUCGCCCACUGCCUCAGAAGCGUGUGAUUGGCUACAGCCGCACCAGCUCACAGUGCCCUAAAGCUGCCGUGGUGCUUCAGACGGCGAGGCGUCAGGUGUGUGCACAGCCCUCUGAGGCCUGGGUGCAGAAGAUCAUCAUCAGCAUGGACGCCCAGAACGCUGGCGAGCAGAGCCCACUGUGAACAUGAGGCCCUCACACACACACACACACUUUAUUGAACACGAGGCCUACAUACAAACAUACACACUUUGUAUUCUGUGCAAGAUUUUGAAUAGAAUAUAAAUAUAUAUAUAUUUCACAACUCUAGAGGGGACUCUUCAGUUGCCAAAAAUACCUAAACCUGCAUAGAGUACCUGAAAACUGUCAUAUUAUUUUCACUGAUUGCGAGGAAUAAAUGAAUGUAUGAUAUCUGUACCGUAGAUAAAAUAAGCUUUGGUUUUUUUUGUCAAACAUUUACCUCUGAAGAGCAUACACAUGCCAAUUGAACAAAGCUAAUAUAGUAAUAUUGUCCUGUAUUGUAUCCUGUAAUCCUCAUAUUUCAUAUAUCUUGACCUCACUUACAUCUUGACCUCUUAUGUAAUAAACCUUAUCAGUGUGAAA
Messenger RNA from Sardina pilchardus (European sardine), 828 nucleotides. Its product is annotated as C-C motif chemokine 3-like 1. Bases 113 to 409 code for a protein of 98 amino acids. The transcript has 3 exons. The record is from RefSeq and is a predicted model, not a curated record. Gene Ontology annotation, biological process: immune response. Gene Ontology annotation, molecular function: chemokine activity. Gene Ontology annotation, cellular component: extracellular region. Lineage: Eukaryota; Metazoa; Chordata; Actinopteri; Clupeiformes; Clupeidae.